AUGUCUGACAAGAAAGUCUCCAGGCCUUGCCAUCACUGCAAGAGCAGGUCAGCAUCAGCCCCAACAGACACCUCCAAGAUCCACUAUGAGAAGUUCUGGCUGUACCGUCACUGCUCUUCGGUGCAGCAGAGGGACCGGCAAGCUCAGAAGGCUGGGCAACUCUUCUCAGGGCUGCUGGCCAUGAAUGUGGUGUUUCUGGGCAGUGCUUUCAUCAGCAGCAUGAUCUUCAACAAGGUGGCCAUCACUCUGGCAGAUGUCUGGAUCCUGCUCUCCAUCCUCAAGGUCCUGUGCCUGUUCUGGAUUAUUUACUACCUGCUGGGCACCAGCCGGCAGCCACACGCGGUGCUCUACCGGGACUCCCACGCUGGAGCCAUCUGGAUUAGGGGGUCAGUGCUGCUGUUUGGCAGUUGCAGCAUCCUCCUGAAUGUGUUUCACAUUGGCUACAGCACAAUCCUCAUCCACUGCAAAUCCAGGGUGGAAAUCUUGUUCCCCAGCAUUGGAAUCCUUUUUAUUUGCACUCAGGCUUACUUUCUGUGGAAUCACUCUAAGGACUGCAUUCAAGUCCAGCACAACUUCACCAGGUGUGGGCUGAUGCUGACCAUAGCCACCAACCUUCUCCUCUGGCUCCUGGCCGUGACCAACGACACCCUGCACAUGGAGAUCGAGUCUCAGCUGCGCGAGGUGGAGCAGCGAUUCGCAGGCAACGAGACUACCUCGUGCACAUGCCCAAACACAACCAUCUGCAAAGUCUUCCAGGAGGGCUACAUCCUGCUCUACCCCUUCAACACCGAGUACUGCCUGAUCUGCUGCUCCGUGCUCUAUGUCAUGUGGAAGAACGUGGGGAGACACAUCAGCCACCACCACAUCCCGCACACCAAGCCCAAAUUCAAGCUCCAGGGGGUGGUCUUUGGGCCACUGCUGGGCACCAGUGCUAUAAUCAUAGGGGCCUGUGUCUUCAUGAUGUACCAGAUCCAGGCCACCAGCUUGGUCCCCAGCCGCCAGGUCUUUGUGAUCUACUAUUCCUACUAUAUUGUGCUCCUGCCCCUGAUGAGUGUUGGUGCCGUGAUUGGGACAAUCAUCCAUGCCUUGGAAAAAAAGGAGCUGGACACACUGAAGAACCCAACCCGCAGCCUGGACGUGGUCCUGCUGAUGGGGGCAGCCCUUGGCCAAAUCGGCAUGUCUUACUUCUCCAUUGUGGCCCUGGUGGCCACUGACCCCAGGGACCUGCUGAACAGCCUCAACUUGUCCUACUCUGUCCUCCUCAUCUUUCAGAACAUCACCCAAAAUGUUUUUGUCAUCGAUGGGCUCCACCGGCGGCGCGUUGUAGCAGAAAAUGAGGCCAAACAUGCCAGACACACCGGGCAGCACACGGUGGGUGCAGAGCUGCCUGGGGAAGAGGACACCACGCUGAGCAGCAAACAGGAGUACAGCCAGCCACUUCCUGGCAAGGAGGAAGACACUAAAGAAGAGCAGAAUCAUGAAGCCCACAGCCAAAGACGAGUGAGCGUGCUGGAGCUGGGACAGGAGAUCCGGAAAGCUUCCUUGUCCUACAUCCAUACCUAUUCUCACCUGAGCUGGAAGAGAAGAGUCUUGAGGGAGAUCUCGUUCUUCUUGAUUUUGUGCAACAUCAUACUGUGGGUCAUGCCCACAUUUGGGGCUCACCCUAUAUUCGAGAAUGGAAUGGAAAGGUCAUUUUAUGGCUACUCCACCUGGUUUGUGAUCGUGAACUUCGGACUCCCCUUGGGUGUGUUUUACCGCAUGCACUCGGUCGGGGGGCUCCUGGAGGUCUAUGUAACAGCCUAAGCCAAGGGGCU
This is a messenger RNA of Parus major (Great Tit), 1814 nucleotides long. It is a transcript of the gene OTOP3, whose product is annotated as otopetrin 3. Lineage: Eukaryota; Metazoa; Chordata; Aves; Passeriformes; Paridae. The transcript has 6 exons. The coding region runs from base 1 to 1803 and encodes 600 amino acids. The record is from RefSeq and is a predicted model, not a curated record. Gene Ontology annotation, cellular component: membrane. Gene Ontology annotation, molecular function: proton channel activity. Gene Ontology annotation, biological process: proton transmembrane transport.